Molecule: messenger RNA, 2497 nt
Organism: Corythoichthys intestinalis (scribbled pipefish)
Lineage: Eukaryota; Metazoa; Chordata; Actinopteri; Syngnathiformes; Syngnathidae
Gene: gspt1
Product: G1 to S phase transition 1
Exons: 14
Coding region: 154-1926 (590 amino acids)
Biological process (GO): translation
Cellular component (GO): translation release factor complex
Molecular function (GO): GTP binding; translation release factor activity; GTPase activity
Source: RefSeq, a predicted model, not a curated record
AGUCCAUAUGCUUGUCAAAGCAGCAUAGCAAUGGGAAGUUCACCAACAAGGCUGUCAAGUGUUUAAAGCUACAAGUAACUAAGGGCGCGGAACGACGACAAAUUAGCAGCUCGAUCGGCACGGGAUAGCCUCUCAAUUCUGCUAAACGUAGCCAUGGACCCGAGAGACACGGCUCCGGAUUCGUGGGAGCUGGAGGAAGACGCCGAGGCCCCGGCCAACUCUGCGGCGGCGGCGGCGGCGACUCUCCCGGGCGUCUUCGCCGCGCUCAACGUCAACGCCAAGCCGUUUGUCCCCAACCUCAACGCCCCGGUGUUCGUGCCGAGCUUCCUUCAGAGCAACGCGGCGGAAAUGCCUACCACCGAGGGUACCCCUGAUCCUGUUGUCAGCAUUGACAUGGCACAAACAGUCGCUCCGGUGGAGAAUGGCGGUUCCGAGGCCGACAUGGCGGGAGACGAAGAGACAUGGGAGCAGAACGAGGAGCCUGGUGGCGGCGGCGGCGGCGGACGAGAGGACCCGGGCGCCACGGGGGACUGUCGAGCCCACGUCGAGAUCCAGGAGGAUGAGGAGAUGAUCAUGGAAGAGGAAGAGGAGGAGAUGCCACUUCCCAAAGCGGCUCCUUCUACGCCCGACGCCCCCAAGAAAGAGCACGUCAAUGUUGUCUUCAUCGGUCACGUGGAUGCUGGAAAAUCAACUAUUGGUGGACAGAUCAUGUAUCUAACUGGAAUGGUGGAAAAGCGAACUUUGGAAAAAUACGAAAGGGAAGCAAAAGAAAAGAACAGAGAAACAUGGUACCUGUCGUGGGCUUUGGACACCAACCAAGAGGAGCGAGACAAAGGGAAGACUGUGGAGGUGGGCCGGGCCUACUUUGAGACGGAGAGAAAACACUUCACCAUUCUUGAUGCUCCUGGGCACAAGAGCUUUGUCCCUAACAUGAUUGGAGGAGCGUCACAAGCUGACCUGGCUGUCCUGGUGAUCUCGGCGAGAAAGGGCGAAUUCGAGACCGGGUUUGAAAAAGGCGGACAGACUCGGGAGCACGCCAUGCUGGCCAAAACGGCGGGCGUCAAGCAUCUCAUUGUGCUGGUCAACAAGAUGGACGACCCCACUGUCAAUUGGAGCCUAGACAGGUAUGAAGAGUGCAAGGAAAAACUGGUGCCAUUCUUAAAGAAGGUUGGCUUCAACCCCAAGAAGGACAUCUACUUUAUGCCUUGCUCCGGACUCACAGGUGCCAACCUCAAGGAACCCGUGCCCGAAUGUCCCUGGUACACGGGUUUGCCAUUUAUUCCACACUUGGAUAGUUUGCCAAACUUCACCAGAUCUGUUCACGGCCCAGUAAGACUCCCCAUUGUAGAUAAGUACAAGGACAUGGGUACAGUCAUUCUUGGGAAGCUGGAGUCAGGAUCCAUCAGCAAAGCCCAGCAGUUGAUUAUGAUGCCAAACAGGCACAUAGUUGAAGUACUGAGCCUCCUAAGCGAUGAGGUCGAGACAGAAGACGCAGGUCCCGGAGAGAACCUGAAGAUGAGGCUGAAGGGCAUCGAAGAAGAAGAGAUCUUGCCCGGUUUCAUCUUGUGCAGCCCCGACAACCUUUGCCACACCGGCCGCACCUUUGACGCUCAGAUCGUCAUCAUAGAGCACAAAUCCAUCAUUUGUCCCGGUUACAACGCAGUCCUUCACCUUCACACCUGCAUCGAAGAGGUGCAAAUCUCUGCCUUAAUUUGUAUGGUGGACAAGAAGACCGGAGAGAAAAGUAAAACACGGCCACGCUUUGUCAAGCAGGACCAGGUUUGUAUUGCCAGGUUCCGGGCGGCGGGAGUCAUCUGCAUUGAGACUUUCAAGGACUUCCCUCAGAUGGGGAGAUUCACACUACGAGAUGAAGGCAAAACCAUCGCCAUCGGAAAAGUGCUGAAGCUGGUGCCAGAAAAGGACUAAACGCAACUGUGGCCCGAGUUGCGUCAUUGUUCUGCUCGCCACCCACCGGAGGAGGAGGAGGAAGAUUGCUGCUGGGGCCAAUCACAACAGCUGAUCUUCUCUUUACACUCGACUAUGCGAAAGAGAAGACCAUUCAACUAAGGAGCUGAGAGGGGAAUUCAUUGCGUCAGAUUAAAAUAACAAGACUGGAUCAGUUUUUACGAUGAACAAUGUCAAGUGAGAGACAGCGUCCAGGGUUCUCAUAUUGAGGGCUCUGAUAUGCCAACUAAUGUAGCGGCCGACCGAAUACGCUGUCGAUCGAGCGGCCACGCCAUUUGCUUUUAACCAAGACGGGUGCAGUGUUACGGGGUUGGAUCGGGGAGAACGCAAAUAGAGAACAUAGCUCUCCGGGUGAUGUCAUUUUGAGGUAUACAUUUCCAAGUUUAAGAACAGGAAUGAAGAUUCGGUCGACACGUUAUUUGCUAGUGUUGCCAGCGGGUUCAUUUUGGUCUCACAUUAUUCUGAUGAACAAACACAAAGAUGCAACUGUUGCAUAACAAAGCCACAUGAAAAUAAAGAAAUCAUGACGCUU